Messenger RNA from Lingula anatina, 881 nucleotides. RefSeq lists its product as uncharacterized. NCBI's taxonomy places the organism in Eukaryota, Metazoa, Brachiopoda, Lingulata, Lingulida, Lingulidae. The record is from RefSeq and is a predicted model, not a curated record. Gene Ontology annotation, biological process: translation. Gene Ontology annotation, molecular function: mRNA binding; structural constituent of ribosome. Gene Ontology annotation, cellular component: ribosome; mitochondrial large ribosomal subunit.
AGUGCGAGGCUGCUUCUGUUACAUGUGCAGUCUGGGGGUUUGGGUCACGUUGUAAAAUAUAAGUAGUAAAAUGCAUCUGUCAUCGCGAGUAAUAUUGAAAACAUGGUGCAUAAGAGCAUCUCAAAAAAGGUUGAAUGUGCACCAAGUAUGUUUGUAUAUACCUCAGAAGACAGCCAGUCCUUCUCCUGUAUUGUAUAUAGGCCAUAGGCAACACAGUAUGUCAACAGUACGGUCACAAUUACACCAGGAAGGUGUACUACCCCCAGCAGCAGUAGAAGGGGAAGAAAAGCCCAUUUCGGAUAAGAUACAAAGAAUUGUGGAUGAAAUUAGUGGACUCACACUAAAGGAAGUAGCAGAUUUGAAUUCAUUAUUAAAAAAAACUCUAAAUAUAAGUGAUGCCCCAGCUAUGAUGCCAAUGGGCAUGAUGGGAAGUAUGCCAGCCCAACCAGAAGAACCACAGGAAGAGGAAGUAGCAACUCCUGUAGUUGUUACUGCUGUUCAAACUUCUUUUCAAGUAAAAUUAACCGAAUAUGAUGAAAGCAAGAAAGUUGCACUUAUUAAAGAAAUCAGAAGCACAGUGGAAGGAAUGAACUUAGUACAGGCUAAGAAAUUUGUUGAAAGUUUACCCCAAGUUGUUAUACAAGACGUUGGCCAGGAAGAAGCAGAGACAGUGAAGAAAAAACUUGAGGCAGCAGGAGGUGUGGCACAGGUGGAAUAAAAUCAAAGGAUUUGAAAUACAAUGGAAAAAAAUAUGAGUUCUCACUGGAAUAAAUUUUUGUGGAAUGAUCAGAGACACAGGGAUUUUUCUAAAGCUUGAUGUGCAUUUUGGUCUUGAAUAAUACACACUCUUGUAAACCUUUGAGAGAACAAACAAGCAUCCA